AUUCGACGAUUCUGCCCGGAUGUUCCAAUACUUGUAGUUGGAAACAAAAAGGAUAUUCGGAACGAGCGGGAUCGUGACAGGCGAAAGAGCGGCAAUGAAAAUCUCGAGCACGUACGGCAACUAGUGAAUUAUGAUGAUGCCGCUGCCUGCUCCAAACAGUUCUCCUCGCACAAAGUGCUCGAAUGCUCUGCCAAAACAAAAGAAGGUGUGCGGAAUGUAUUCGACACGGCUAUUCGAAUAGCCAUUGCGCAUCGGGCGAGUCGCAGCAGCCGAGUGUUGAAUUCGAUCAUGAAGCUGAGGCUUGUUUUUUGA
Messenger RNA from Gongylonema pulchrum, 312 nucleotides. The record is from the annotation of a GenBank genome assembly. Lineage: Eukaryota; Metazoa; Nematoda; Chromadorea; Rhabditida; Gongylonematidae.